AUGUCUUUAAUGGAAACUAUACUUUCACGAUUCCGCAACAUUCGCUCUUCGUCGUCGCCCAGAAACACCUUCUCACAAGACAUAUUCAAUGAUCUUAACCUUACAAGACCACGUAGACACUUGGAUUGGAUCGAUCUACCCGCUCAAUACGAAGAGUCUGGUGUGACACUCGACAUUGUGUCUACUGGGGAUUUAUCGUUUUCGGGAGAAGAUUUCGACAGUCUCGAGGAUAUAGAAGUUAUUGAACCAGAGUCUGUCCCAUUACUUUCAAUCGAAGAACUUCGUAGGAACCCCAAUUUGAAUGGGCAGAAGCGUCAUGCUCUUCUAGGCAGUGAGAAUGGCACAAUGAAAUUCAUUGUGGUUGAGAUUAGGAAGUGUUACCGCGAUCGAACUAGAGCUAUCAAGGAUAUUCUGCCCCCGAUCAAUCCUGCGACAUUAGACUUUGACCAAUGCGGUAUCUGUAUUGAGCCAUACGCUGAGGCUACUAUUCCCUUUGAACCUAAUCAUGAGCCUUCAAAGAUGCCAAAAUGUGGACAUGUAUUUGGUAGGGAUUGUAUCGUUGAAUGGUUGAAAAAUCACGAUACAUGCCCCUUGUGUCGGGAUGAAUUGUCCCUUCCAGUUGCAUAUAGGUUACGUGUAAAGAUCGAUGAGAAUUAG
Molecule: messenger RNA, 657 nt
Organism: Botrytis porri
Lineage: Eukaryota; Fungi; Ascomycota; Leotiomycetes; Helotiales; Sclerotiniaceae
Exons: 1
Coding region: 1-657 (218 amino acids)
Molecular function (GO): zinc ion binding
Source: RefSeq, a predicted model, not a curated record